CUCAAAGUCAAGGAUUGCUCCUUCCAAGCCACUUUUUCAAGGACGUUACGUCAUCAAAUCUCGUCAAGCACUGUUCCAAAGUCAAGGAUGCUUUGAAAUUCUAGCAAGUACUGAGUCCAUAGUUCUGAGAAUUUCGGAGAAUUUUGGAGGAUGCAUCGAUGGAUCCUCGGAGUGAAGAAAUAACCCACAAUCCUUUGCGUAUGAACAAUUAGACAUUUUCUGACGUUUCAAGAUGUCCACUGAAAGAAAUGCAAUGAUACAGUUUCUAUUCUGUAAUGGGUUCAAACAGAAGGACAUUUGCCUCAUGUUGGCGUCAAAGGGACAUAAAAUAAGUGACCGACAUUUAAGAAGACUAUUGAAGUUGCUGGGGCUGAGGAGGAGAAGCCCACAGAGACCACUCAGAGAAAUCCGUGAGGCUGUGCAGAGCGAGAUGAGACACUGGUCACCUGACCAAGGCAUCAGAGCCAUGCUUAAACGUGUUCGUGAUGUCAGAGGAGUGCGGCCUUGCUACAGGACUGAUGUUGCUGAAAUUAUGCGUGAUGUGGAUGCAAGUGGCCUGCAGAGAAGGAGUCCAGGCAAAAAAAAAAUCCAAAGGAGGAACUACUACAGCUCUGGACCCAAUGACACCUGGCACAUAGAUGGUAAUGAUAAGCUGAAGUUCUUCGGGAUGUGGGUACAUCUAUGCAUUGAUGGGUUUUCUCGCAGGGUUCUGUGGCUGAAGGUUGGCACUUCAAACCGCAAGCAAAGAUUUGUGGCAAGAUACUACUUUGACGUUGUUGUGGAACUGGGAGGAUGUCCCCGAUUGAUCCGGAGUGACAGGGGAAAGGAGAACCUUCUUGUUGGUGAAAUGCAGACGGCAUUUCACGUACGACAACUUGGGGACCAGGCAUGGCAAUGUUUCAGGAUGGGCACAUCAGUUCACAACCAGGCAAGUUUUUAA
Molecule: messenger RNA, 940 nt
Organism: Sardina pilchardus (European sardine)
Lineage: Eukaryota; Metazoa; Chordata; Actinopteri; Clupeiformes; Clupeidae
Exons: 9
Coding region: 233-940 (235 amino acids)
Biological process (GO): DNA integration
Molecular function (GO): nucleic acid binding
Source: RefSeq, a predicted model, not a curated record